AUGUCAGUGAUGUGGACAGUGAAGGUGGUCAGCCUGGGCGUGGUGGCCCUCUCUUUCAGUCUGGAGCUGCUUGGCCGGCUCUUCUGUCGCCUCAGGUCUGGAAGAACCCUCCAUGAAGUCCUCUUCUUCCCGUCAGAGGUGGCUUGUGUAGAGCACAUCUUCACUCCCACUUCAGCUCAUCCCUGUUUUUGCUCUUUGCCUCACGGUGUAGAGACCUCUUUCACCCGUCUUCUCCGCCGCAUCCUGUCUGCUUCCUCCUCUCUGGACUUGUGUAUUUUUGCAUUUUCCAACAUGGACCUGAGCAGGGCUGUACUGACGCUGCAUAGCAGGGGGGUAACCAUUCGAGUCCUUACCGACAAGGAUUACGCUGCCAUCACUGGCUCCCAGAUAGGGGUCCUCCGCAAGGCUGGGAUCUGUGUGCGCUGUGACAUGGGCUCCGUGUACAUGCAUCACAAGUUUGCAGUGGUGGACGGCCGGCUGCUCGUCACUGGCUCCCUCAACUGGACGCUGACAGCAGUGCAGAGCAACAUGGAGAACAUCCUCGUCACAGAGGAGCCAGAGCUGGUGCAACCCUUCAUCAAGGAGUUCCACAGGUUAUGGGUACGCAAUGAUCCAGCCACAUACCUGUGCUCAAGUGACCAAAAACCUAACCAGAUCAAACACUGA
Molecule: messenger RNA, 666 nt
Organism: Stegastes partitus (bicolor damselfish)
Lineage: Eukaryota; Metazoa; Chordata; Actinopteri; Pomacentridae
Gene: pld6
Product: phospholipase D family, member 6
Exons: 3
Coding region: 1-666 (221 amino acids)
Biological process (GO): piRNA processing
Cellular component (GO): mitochondrion
Molecular function (GO): RNA endonuclease activity producing 5'-phosphomonoesters, hydrolytic mechanism
Source: RefSeq, a predicted model, not a curated record